CACAGGAGCCUUCUGUACUGUAAAUUGUUUCUCACCUUUCUGGUCACUGUAGGUUGCUGGGAGGAUUUUUCCCUAUCCUUGUUUUUUUGCAUACAUGUUGGUGGUUGGUUUGUUGUGUUGUUGCUUGUUUGUUUGUUUUAACCAGAGAAAACUAAACAGCUGCUGUGAGUUAAACUCGAUGAAGAUAGGAACACAGCCCAGCCAUUUAUAGAUGGGUCUUCCCUUAUUUCAUGUACCUGCCCUUACCAGCUGACUGAGGAGGCAGCUGCCUUUGGCUGAGGGGUGCACUUCUCCUUUCGCCUGUUCUGGUCUUUGGAUGUGAUGAGGGCUCUUUAUGUCCUGCUCAUUUCCUCUGCUUUCUGGAAGUUCUUUGUGUUCAGGACUCAAAAGCAAAUGAUAGAGUUUCUGUUUGGAACAGUCUGGAGCACUGCACUUGGGUGGCUGCUGGUUGAGAAACAUCUCAAGAGUUCACUGCUUCACAGCAGUGCCAAAGAGAGGGCUGAAGGGAAGGCAGUGCUCAUAACAGGCUGUGACAAAGGUUUUGGACAUGCCUUGGCAAAACAGCUUCAUGCAAAGGGAUUUACUGUUUUUGCUGGAUGCUUGCUAGCGGAUAAGAAUGGAGACGGAGCCAGGGAGCUGAAGGACAUGAAGUCAGAUCGCAUGAAAGUGCUGCAGAUGAAUGUGUGCAGCGACCAGGAGGUGGCUGAGGCUGUGGAUUAUGUGAAGAAGACCCUGAAAGACCCAGAGGAAGGUCUGUGGGGCCUGGUGAACAAUGCUGGUGUCUCAACUUUUGGAGAGGUGGAAUUUACAAGUUUAGACAACUACAAGGAGGUGGCAGAUAUCAACCUGUGGGGCACCGUGAGGGUGACAAAGGCUUUUCUGCCCCUCAUUCGCAGAGCUAAAGGCCGUGUAGUGAAUAUCACAAGCAUGUUAGGACGGAUGGUGAGCCCAUCUCGCUCCUGCUACUGCAUUUCCAAGUUUGGGGUGGCCGCCUUCUCUGACUGCCUCCGGCAGGAGAUGUAUCGCUGGGGAGUCAAAGUCAUCCUCAUCGAGCCCAGUAACUUCGUGGCAGCGACCGGCAUCCUGACAGAGGGCGGCAUCGACAAGCAGGCCGAGGUGCUGUGGAGUGGAGCCAGCAACACCGUGCGGGAGGACUAUGGCAGGGAGUACUUCACUCGCCACGUGGCCACGAUGAAGUCCUUUGUUAACAGCGGCCUGAAGGACAUGUCUCUUGUCUUGAAUGACAUCACCAACGCGCUCGUCUCCGCACACCCAAGCAACCGCUACAAUCCCAUGGAGACCUACUGGUGGGUGAGACUGCAAGUCAUGACUCAUCUGCCCACUGCCAUUGCUGACUGGCUUUACAUUCCUGGAGCCACACUGUGAACGGCCAUCCUUCAAACAUCCUUCCAGGGCUUGUAUGUACGCACAGUUUAGAGCUGACUUAGUCCUGUACUAAUUGCUGGUGCAUCUCCUCUUUAGAUGUUUGUGUCUUCAGUUUGAUUGGGUUAUGGCUUCGCAUCUUGCGUUGCGGGAUGCGGAGGGUAAUUGUCUUUACUGUCUCCUCCCUUGGUCUUUGUAUCCCCCACUGUCCUGAUUGAAGUUGAAAGGUGUUUUGCUUUUGACUGUGGAGAAGACAGAGGAAGGUUAACAUAACAGAUCAAAUAUGUGGCUAUUGUAACUAGGUCAGCUGAGCUCCCCUAGUGAUAAAUUGGACUAAUUACUGGGCUCUUGGUUUUCCUUACAAGGAUAGGCUGCUAAUAGCAGAGUGAAGCUGUUGCUAUGAGAUGUCUCAUAGGGAAGAAGCUAAAAUGGGAAACAAAAGCAGUUUUCCAUUUGAUUAAAAAUGGGUCAAUCACAGCCUUAUUUUGUUUUCACAGUACUGGUAGGAAGCUCUGCUGCUCCAUAACUGUUUGCUCUUUCCAAGAAAACAGCAGCACUGCCUCUAAACAGCCUCAUCACCCAAUUGCAAAGAAGGGUUCUUCUCUCCCAGCACUGUGUCCAGCAACUGGAGACAGACUAGGCAGGGAAAAGCCCUUGUAAUAUCUCCUGGUAUCUGAGCUGCCCUUCAGCCAGUGAUCUUUCCACCCACUGCUGAUGAGCUGUGUGAGACAGACUUGAAUCUAUGUAGCAAACAGAUUUAGCUCCUUUAACUGCUGUGUUAGGUACCAGGUGAAAAAAGGACAGUGUGCAGUCAGUUUGGCCUGACUACGAGCUCUGGAAGGAUGUUUCAGGUGAUGGAUUUCUUUUUAAUUAAUACUGCACAAUGAAAUUUCUACGUCACACGUAAUCAUCUCCUCAGAAUUUCAUGACACGACAACUGAUACGAGCUGCUUUUGCAAAAUACCCCUGAGGAUCUCUCCUGUUGGCCAUAUCUGGGGCAUUCAAUCAUUUUUCCAAGUGCUGAGGCUGCCAAACCUCACACCUUAUGUCCUCUUUCCAAGUGGUGAACACCAGCAAAGCAGCUAGUGGUGAUCUGCCUUGUCAUUCUAGGGGACCAGCUUCCCAUUCUGCUAAGUUUUGUUCUGUUUUGACUUACGUGAGAUUAAAUGAAUAUGAAAAGAGCUUAUAAUUUGCUCUUUCCUUAUCUGUCUUGGAUAGCUAUGACUUUGAAACUGUGCCUUAAACUUUUAUAUGCUGCUCUUUGUAACUGCUUGGAGACUGGAUACAACUGAAUGCUGUGAGGCCUAAGGAGGCAGCAGGCUUCCUUUGGAUAUGCCGUGGAGGUAGCUUGUAUUACAAAUAAUUUCUGAAAAUGCUGGCUAUGCAGUUCUUUUUUUAUUUCAGACCAUAAUCACAUGGAGGCUGUCUGGGAUCUGGUACCCAGAAUGAUUCCACUGUCCUACCGAACUGCAGCUUGUUUAGGCAGUGUUGAAAUCACUUCUGCCCCUUGCACUGUGAAAUGUGAGUAAUGUGAAGUAGCACUAAUUUGCACAGAGGAAAAUAAACUGUGAGAUUUGUAAAGCACA
This is a messenger RNA of Centrocercus urophasianus (Greater sage-grouse), 2969 nucleotides long. RefSeq names its product D-beta-hydroxybutyrate dehydrogenase, mitochondrial-like. The record is from RefSeq and is a predicted model, not a curated record. The transcript has 6 exons. NCBI's taxonomy places the organism in Eukaryota, Metazoa, Chordata, Aves, Galliformes, Phasianidae. Gene Ontology annotation, molecular function: oxidoreductase activity. Bases 322 to 1386 code for a protein of 354 amino acids.